Molecule: messenger RNA, 690 nt
Organism: Protobothrops mucrosquamatus (brown spotted pit viper)
Lineage: Eukaryota; Metazoa; Chordata; Lepidosauria; Squamata; Viperidae
Gene: MRPS18A
Product: mitochondrial ribosomal protein S18A
Biological process (GO): mitochondrial translation
Cellular component (GO): ribosome; mitochondrial small ribosomal subunit
Molecular function (GO): structural constituent of ribosome; small ribosomal subunit rRNA binding
Source: RefSeq, a predicted model, not a curated record
UUGUAGAAACUACUGAAGGGAACACCACAACGAUUGAAGGCAAAAUUAUAGAAGAUGUCAAAAGCCCAACCCCUCCAAAUCCUUUGGGUAACUGUCCUAUUUGUCGCUGGGACUUGAAACACAAGUACGAUUAUAUGGAUGUCUUACUGCUAAGUCAGUUCAUAAACUCUACAGGAAGGAUGAUACCUCGUAACAUCACAGGCCUUUGUAAAGAAGAGCACAAAAAGAUUACAGUGUGCGUGCAAAUGGCUCACCGAGCAGGUUUGCUGCCAGAUCAUAAACCUAAAUUUCCUGAAGGUGUUAUUCCCAAACCUAAGCAAAUCCUCAACAGGUACCAUACCAGAUAUCCUAUUAACGCUGUGAGACCCAUUUACAAGAAGGGGAGAAAAUGGUGCAAAGUUCCCAUGCCUAUAUCACAUCCAAUACUUAAAGACAAUAUUACUUAUGGAUCAAAGCCCCUUCGUUUUAACCAUUGAAGGAGAGUGCAGCUUGAGUUGACAGUAGAUGACGAUCAUUCAGACCAUCCUGUGUGCAUCAUAAAUGUUUUGUAGAGUCUGGAAGAAACAAAAUGGUUGCAGAUGGUAAUGUUAUUUGCUGGAGCCUGGGAAGGCUAGUUGAACAACCAAUUUGUUACCUCUAUGGAGGCAUAUCUCAUUUUUGUGUAUAUUCCGAUUAAACUCUUGAGAUGAA